UCGAGGUUUUAGUUCGGUUUUAGCUCUGAUUCCGUGAGGACGCUCGCCAGGCGCACCGCUCCGCGUUCCGUUCCGUUAUUCGAUUGCCUCGCACGGAGCCUACCGCUCACCCACACUCCUGCAAAAGCACACACACACACACACACUCGACUUGCACAGCACUCGUGCCGCGAUAACAAAGCCAAAUUAUCGAGUCUGCGCUGCGUAAACAUCCAGCGGAUGGCAAGUGCGAAUCUUAAAGUGGCCCAGUGGCAGUGGCAGUGGCAGUGGCAGUGGCAGUCCUAGACCAGGCCAAGAACCCCAGCCGAAGCCCCCCUUGUUCGCCCCCAUUUCCGGUGGCUGCGGUCAUGUGAAUAGCCGCCACAAUGCGGCCCUAAUCCAAUACCGGUUGAAAACGCGACAGCCUCGCGGGUGUUUUUUAAAAAUCAGACAAAAAGUGAUCCCAGCUCCAAGCUCCCAGUGCUCCCCAAACAAAUGUGUCGCAGCAACAGCCGGAGUGGCAGCAACGGUAACUGCUGCGCUUUAUAGUGCAUCAUCGGGUUUUCUUUGCCUUGGCUCAACAGAACAGUCCGCUAAUAGCCAACAAAGCGAGCAUAACGGCCAGAAAAAUGGCUUUGCAGCAACGACAUCAGCAACAUCAGCAACACCAGCAGCAGCAACAGCAGCAACAGCAGCAGCAACACAUCAAAUGGCAGCAACAUGCAACAAAGCGACGACGCUGCCGUCAACAUUGGAUUAAACAUCUUCAGCUUCUUGGCCUGGCUGUCAUCGUGCUGGCCAGCGGCCCCGCCCCCAGCCACGCCCAGCAGCAAAAGUUCCGGACCACGCCGCACGACCUGCAGGUCCUGGAAGGAGCCGAAGCCAUGAUGCGCUGCGAGGUGGCCAACGUGGCCGGGGCGGUCCAGUGGACCAAGGACGGCUUCGCGCUGGGCUUCUCGGCGGUGAUCCCCGGCUACCCGCGCUACUCGGUCCUCGGUGACCGCAAGCAGGGCAUCUACAACCUGCGCAUCUCGAACGCCUCGAUCAACGACGACGCCGACUACCAGUGCCAGGUGGGACCGGCGCGGCUCAACAGCGCGAUCCGAGCCAAUGCCAAGCUGACCGUCAUAUCUCCGCCAGCCUCGAUCGAGAUCAAAGGUUACAGCCACAAUUCCAAGGUGGAGGUACGCGAGAACCAGGACCUGCAGCUCAAGUGCAUCGUGGCCAAUGCUAAGCCGGCGGCUCAAAUCGUCUGGUAUCGCGGCAAUGUGGAGUACAAACCAGAAAAACGCGAGGACAUCGUGGAGGAGUCGACGUCCAAGCGGUUCACAACCACCUCGAGCCUUAAACUGAAGCCGGGACCCGACGACGACUACACGGAGUACACGUGCCAGGCGAAGCACAAGGCCUUGUCCCCGGACAUGCCCAUGCGGGCCACCGUUCAACUGUCCGUGUUGUAUCCGCCGGGACCGCCAUAUAUCGAGGGCUAUUCGCCGGGUGAAACUCUACGGCGUGGACAGACCGUGGAGCUCAUGUGCCGGAGUCGAGGUGGCAAUCCUCCUGCCCAGCUCAUCUGGUACAAGAACGGCUCCCAGAUACGCAUGGCAUACAGGACCUCCGGUCGAUUGUCCGAGAACAUCUACACCUUUACCGCCGAGGCUGGGGACAACAGGGCGCGAUUUCGCUGCGAGGCGAGCAACGUGAUGUCGCAGAAUCCGCUGAAGGCGGAAGUGGAGCUGGCUGUGCUGUUUGCACCCACCCACGUCACCGUAAUGGGACCCACCGAGGCGCGCGUCGGCGAUAUUGUGCCGCUGACAUGCACCACCGCGCCAUCCAAUCCGCCAGCCGAGAUCAAGUGGAUGGUGGGUGGGCGCCAGGUGCGCAACGCCACCUCAAAGACGAUUGUCAGUCCCGAGGGCGGUUGGACGACCACCUCGAACAUCACCGCCACCGUGGAGCCCAACAAGCGCUCACUGGUCGUCAUCUGUCACGGACUCAACAUGCAGCUGACCGAGAACGUCGUCUCCACCCACACGAUCAAUGUCCUGUAUCCGCCCGCGCCGCCAUUAAUUUCUGGCUAUAUGGAGGGACAAAUUAUCCCAGCUGGCUCGGUGCAAAAACUGCUUUGCGUUUCAUCAGGCGGCAAUCCGUUGGCAACGCUAACAUGGUACAAAAACGACAAACGGAUAAACUCGGUCAUACGGGCCGCGGACAAAUCGGUGUCGGCCGAAAUCACCGUUCUGGCCAACGUGUCCGACAACCAGGCCCAGUACCGAUGCGAGGCCUCCAACAGCGCCACCGAAAUUCCGCUCUUCCAGUCCACCACACUCAGUGUCCACUUUGCCCCGGAGACGGUCAAAAUACGCAUUGAACCGGAAGAGCUGCGACCUGGCAUGGAGGCAGCCAUCAUCUGCGACUCCAGCUCCAGCAAUCCGCCAGCAAAGCUGUCCUGGUGGAAGGACGGCAUCCCCAUCGAAGGCAUUAAUAACACGUCCAAGCCGGGUCUCUGGGGCGGCACGGUCUCCACGCUGGAAUUCAGGGUAAACAUCACACAGGAAAUGAACGGCCAGGUCUACACCUGCCAGAGCGCCAACGAAGCUCUCCAGCGGAGCGUCCACGAGGCGGUCAGCCUGGAUGUCCUUUAUCGACCCAAGUUCGUGCCGCCACCCUCGUCGACGGUGGUGGGUGCGGAGGGUGAGUCGGUGCAGGUAUCGCUACAAACCAAGGCCAAUCCCACCCCAGUGGAGUAUAAGUGGACCAGGGAUGGGGUCACCAUUCCGCAGGACGGCGGCCAUCGCAUCUUCGCCGAUGGUGGCAGUCUGAAUUUCACCCGCCUGCACCGCGAUGACUCGGGGAUCUACUCCUGCAGCGCCUCCAACUCGCAGGGCAAGGCCAGCCUGAACAUCACCCUGAUGGUGGAAUAUGGAACCACCAUCAAGUCGGUGUCGGAGAACAUUGUCGUCAAUCCCGGCGAGGACGCAAUGCUCUCGUGCAGCGUGGAGGGCAAGCCGCUGACCGAGGAGCAUGUGAAGUGGGAGCGGUUGGGCUACGACAUGACCGUGAAGACCUCGACCACCUUCGCCAAUGGCACCUCCUACCUGCACAUCAAGGAUGCCCAGCGCGAGGAUGUGGGUAACUUUCGGUGCGUGGCCGACAAUCGAGUGGCCAAUCCAACCAACCGCGACAUCCUGCUAAUUGUCAAGUUUGCUCCUGAGAUUGCCAAGGCUCCGACGCUUUUGCGAGCUGCCAGCGGGACAGGGGAGCGGGGUCGACUGCCUUGCCGGGCACAGGGUGCGCCCAAGCCGCAGUUCAUCUGGCGGCAGGACAAGAAGGACCUGCCCAUCAAUCGCACGUACAAGUACGAGGUGGAGGAGCGCAAGAUAGACUCCCUGACCUACGAGUCCUCCCUCAUCGUGGACAAAGUGGCGCCGGCGGAUUACGGCGCCUAUGAAUGCGUGGCCCGGAACGAUCUUGGCGAGGCGGUGGAGACGGUGCGUCUGGAAAUCACCUCGCCGCCGGACCCACCCAUCAGCCUGAAUAUCCUGAACACCACCCACGACACCGUCACGGUGGCCUGGACUCCGGGCUUCGAUGGUGGCCUCAAGGCCUCCUAUCGAGUGCGCUAUAGGAUGGCCGACCGCGAGCAGUACAAAUACAUCGAUGGGCUGCCCAAUAGCCACAAGCUGACCAUCGGCGGGCUGCGCAUGAACACGCUCUAUCUGUUCUCGGUGAUGUCCCGGAACGAGCUGGGCCAGAGCUCCUACCUGCCCGAUUUGGCACGGGCCGAGACCAAAGAAGCCCCGCCCCCCUCGCAUCCGGCCUCGUCGCUGGGAGGCGGACCGCCGACCACCAGCCAGACGCCGCUGGGCGGCACUUCGGGCAUGCUCCUGGUGGGCGUGGGCGCCGGCAUAGUCGUUGUCCUGCUCAACGUGUUUGUCAUCGGCUGCUGUCUGCACAAACGGAACGAGAAGCGUCUGAAGCGAGGACUUGAACUGAUGCCAGCCGAGUUAACCGAGGACUCCAGCAACACACCGAAUCUGGUCAUAAUUGGCAUCUCCCUGGCGGCAUUUGGCUUUCUCCUGGUCAACGCGUCCCUGGUUGCCUGGUUCUUUGUGCAUCAGCGCCGCAAAAAAGUGGCGGAAACUACAAAUCAACCGGCAAAAACGGCCACCAUCGAGAUGUACGCGCCCAGUUCGUAUAAUGACACCGUCACCGGCGAGACGUUGUCCAGCGUUUCGGAGAAGAGCGAGUCGUACUCCAAUGAGGGCAGCAGCCAGCCGGAAUAUAUUGAUGAGGCGCGCAAAAAGGCGGCUUCCACGUACUUGGUGGAGGGCACGGAUAUGCCGCCGCCCAGAUACCAGAAGGAUGGCACCCUGCCAGUCAUAUAUCCAAAUAAUAUUGUGAACGCCUGUACACUGCCGCACCCGAGGCACAAUAAUGGCAGUGCCGCCAUCCACAUGACCCGGGAUGAUCAGAUGCUUAUAAGCAAGGGCGUCUAUAUUCCGUCCCCGUCGCCGGCGCCCCCGCCAGAUGGCUCCUACUACAACAUGAACAGCGACCGAUACUUGUCCUAUCCGCCAAUGGAGUACCCGGCCGCCCUGGACUUUACCGCCCAGCCGAUGCCCCUGGCGCACCUGCAACCCAUCACGGUGACCUCGUUGGCCACCAACGGUGGGGCCACGCUCAUCGGCAACGGAUCGGUGGCAGCGGUGGCCGGCGGAUCGGGCACCCUGCGACGCGGCAUUCUGCGCGGAGUGGUGGGCGUGCCGCAGCCGGAUGUCACCCACCACACCUCUGCUGUGGGCGGUAGUCCGAUGCAGAUGCUGCACGACCUGCACCCAGUCAACCUGAGCGCCUCCACGCUCACCACCAGCACCACCCUGAACGGCAGUCUGCCCACGGCUACGGCCACGCUGCCCCGCCAGCCACAUGGCAUCCUGAAGGAUCCGAAUCGGAACAAGCAGCAACAGCAGCAGCACCACCAGCAGCAGCAUCAGAAUCAGCAGUUGCUCAACGCUAGUUUGGUGGGUGUGGGCAUGGGCGUGGGAGUUCCCGUCUCUGCGCCAAUGGGCAGCCUGCAGAUCCUGAACCUGCCGCCGGCGGGCGUGGGACUGGGCAACAACCUGCUGAUGACCACCAGCGGGGCCUUCGACCCCACGGCGGUGGGCAUGAGCAGCUUCGGCGGAGUGGGCCAGACCGGCGGCAUCCCGGUGGCCUACACGGAUGCGGACGGACACCUCGUAUAGCUGUAGGCGGGAACUGGGGCCAUCAGCUGCAGCAGCGGCAGCAGCAGCAGCUGCAGCAGCACCACCACCACCACCGUGCGGAUCCUCUCCGGCAGUGAGCCCCGGUUCUGAGCAGCCAUCACCACGUCAGCACACAUCCUAUCCAGCAUACCCGUACCCGUACCCGUACUCGAACUGUAUCCCAGCUAGUUUAGGAGCUUUCCAUUUCGGCAUCUGGGUCCCCUGUCGCUAGUGUCCCCUGUCCGGCAGCCACAUCCGCAUCCACCCGCCAUUACCUUAUUCAAAUCAGCCAGCGAAUUAGUUUAUGUAAAUUUCCACCCAAUUCUCAAGGCUUCGCCCACGUCAAUGUGGGUGUUUAUUUAGAUAAGGAUUCUGAGGGGGAUGGGGG
Messenger RNA from Drosophila gunungcola (fruit fly), 5613 nucleotides. It is a transcript of the gene sns, whose product is annotated as nephrin. NCBI's taxonomy places the organism in Eukaryota, Metazoa, Arthropoda, Insecta, Diptera, Drosophilidae. Gene Ontology annotation, cellular component: cell-cell junction. Gene Ontology annotation, biological process: cell-cell adhesion. The coding region runs from base 609 to 5225 and encodes 1538 amino acids. The record is from RefSeq and is a predicted model, not a curated record. The transcript has 22 exons. Gene Ontology annotation, molecular function: cell adhesion molecule binding.